Ctenopharyngodon idella (grass carp) is the source of this 1306-nucleotide messenger RNA. RefSeq names its product probable low affinity copper uptake protein 2. The record is from RefSeq and is a predicted model, not a curated record. Gene Ontology annotation, biological process: copper ion transmembrane transport. Gene Ontology annotation, molecular function: copper ion transmembrane transporter activity. The transcript has 4 exons. Lineage: Eukaryota; Metazoa; Chordata; Actinopteri; Cypriniformes; Xenocyprididae. Gene Ontology annotation, cellular component: membrane. Bases 197 to 706 code for a protein of 169 amino acids.
UAAACCCUCGUGAUGUAACGGCACUCUUUUAGUUUGGGCUCAGUCAGUGCUUCACAGCUGCUGAGUUGUAAGGACAGAUAAAAAUGUGGCGGAUUUGGUUGUUGAGGUGCAGGUGGUAAAGUUGUAUCUUUGUCUUAAGGGACGUUUCAUCAACGUUUCCGGAACUCGUGUUUAGAGGACCUCACGCGAGCUCAUCAUGAAUAUGCACUUUGAGGGAUCCAGCAACGUCACGCUGUUGUUUAAUUUCUGGGAUGUGCGUGGGCCUGCAGGGAUGGUCCUGUCGGUCUUUGUAGUUCUACUGCUCACGAUGCUCUACGAGCUUCUGAAAGUGUGGAAGAUCACUGUGGGAAAACGGAAGCACUCCUCCGUUACACAUCCAUCCGCUCCAGUGUCAUUCUCUCCUGAACAGUCGUGUUUCGCCCCUGUCAUGAGGUGUCAAGAGGGAAGCUCUGCUCUGGCCAGCAGCCCCUCCGAGAUCUCAUUAGCUCCCACAGAGACUACUACGGCCACUGCUGACACCACCGCCUCUCCUAAGAAGAGCUGGCUUCUGCACUGCCUCCAGACCGCCAUACACAUCCUGCAGGUGACGCUAGGCUACAUGCUAAUGCUUUGCGUCAUGUCCUACAACGUGUGGAUCUUCCUGGGGGUCAUCAUGGGAUCCGUCUUGGGCUACUUUUUGGCUUUUCCUCUCCUGAAUCAUAUUUGAGAAGAGAUGAAGGAAUGGAAAACAUUCAUUUUAAUUCACUAAGGAUUCUAGAUGAAGAGCAAUGGGAAACCAAGGAUUGGAAAAUGCCAGGAUUGUGUGCCCAUGAUCAGAGUUGUGCAUUUUCAACGAUAAGACGUGCAAGAAAUGUAGAUUGAACAAGGAUGAUUUUCUUUUUUUAAGGUUGGAUUUUUAAGAUCAUGCAUGAUAUCUUAUUUAACUUCAGUCUGGUGAUAACCAAUUGUAAAAUUGGUUAAAAAUCAUAUUGUUAAAGUGUUUUAGAGGUUACAUUUUAAACCUCAUUGGAAACACAAUAUCUUAUGCUAAGAACGGUGUUAAAUGCAUGUGAUUUUUAUAUUUUACAUGGUCGUGACCUUCGGUUCGAACAGUUCCUUUGAGAACGGUGAUGUGCCUCUGACUGGUUUUAAACUUUCUACAAUUACUGAUGUAAUUAAUAAGCUAAUUUUCUGUUACACAAAUGAAUGUUUAAAUUCUGCUCUGUGAGAUUUGCUUUAAUGUAGCUGGUGGUUUUCUGUUAUUUUGGGAAAUCACACUAGUUUUAACCCUUGUGAUGAGUCUAAAUAAACUUCUUACGUGAGUCAA